This is a messenger RNA of Caenorhabditis auriculariae, 2052 nucleotides long. NCBI's taxonomy places the organism in Eukaryota, Metazoa, Nematoda, Chromadorea, Rhabditida, Rhabditidae. The record is from the annotation of a GenBank genome assembly.
AUGUACUGCUCCACCUGCUCGGUUCUAUUCGCCCUGGUCGGCAUGGCCUUCGCCUUGCCGCUGGCUAAGGAAUCCGCCAAGGACGCCUCCUUCGGUUGGUUUCUUGUUGUUUUUUCUUUGUUCUGCUACUUUUGUCAUGCCGUUUUCACUUGCUUGAACUUCCUUUAAAUCUUCUCUUUUUACCUCACUGGAUUCUUUAAAAUGUCCCUUAGUGCGAUAUCGCUUUAGUUACAGCUUCUCAGACCUUCUGAACCUUCAGGAAUGUCAAAACUGUCCCUAAACGCGAUAACGCCCUAGCUACAGCUUCCUUAGAUCUUCUGAACCUUCAGGAAUGUCAAAACUUUCUCUAAACGCGAUAUCGCUUUAGCUACAUCAUCCUUAGAGUUUCCGUACCUUUAGAAGUGAAAGAUUGUACCUAAAUGCGAUAUCGCUCUGGCCACAGCUUCCUUAGACCUCCUGAACCUUCAGAAUUGCCAAAAAAAAAUGUCUCUUAAACCUCUUAAAUGUAUUGCCUCCAAAUUUUGUUCGGACUUCAAUUUUUAAGCUCUCAUAAUAACUUCCAAGCCUUCCUAAUUUCCUAAUACGUCUAGGAGACUUUUUUGAGUAUCCUGAUAGUUUCAAAACAAAAUUGCCAUUUAUUUCGAUGAAUUUUAAUUUUCCAGUGGUCCUCAAUAGACACUCAUUGCUUAACUUCGAUGCUACAAAUCCAUUUUUAAAGAUAUUAGCCCUUCAGAGCUUUCGCAAAAAUGUACUACCUUACUUAUCCCUUAUAAAGAACCUUAUUACAAUCUCGCUUGAGAGCCUCUGAAUCCUUGAAGGUUAAUUGACAAAGUCUAGCCUUUUGGCGUUGACUUCAUUAUCUGAAUUUUUCUCUCUGGAACCCGAAAAAACGACAUGAAAAACUAUAAAGAAGUCCUUUACCUAGGACACUUUCCUUUCUCCCAAAGUCAUCCGAUAACUCUCUCAUGUCCUCAAUUUCCAGAAUCCUUCCCCUUCGAAAGCUUCGACGGUCACUUCGCCAACAUGGAGGUCGACGGCGUCGAGAUGCCUCUACCCAAGAAGACGGAAAAGUUGCCCGGCCAGAAGAAGACGUCGAAAUCCGCCUUCGAUAAGCAACCGAUCGGCGUGGCGCCAGAAUUCACCGGCUCUUUCAUCAAUGAAGAUUCCGACGACGGCAACAAGAAGACCAAGUCUUCCGAGUCCGACGACGACUACUUCUCCGAGGUCCAGGGGCCAGUGACGAACCCAGCUGCGACCUACCUCGAAGGCGGCAACUUUGACAAGGUUAGGGUGUUUGAAGACUAUCGGGACUUUAGGAUAGUAUCUAGCUAAGCUCCACUUGUUCUAGGCUGUUCUGAAUCUUCUAAGGGUAGCCAUGCCAAAUUAGCUCAACCGAACUUGUCUAGCCAUACGAAACUUGUUCUGAAGCCUGCUUAGACGUACCGAUUCAGACCAGUUAACUCAGCCGAGCUUGUUCUGCUAGUCUAGCGUAGCCAUGCCAACUUAGUUCAGCCGAACUUGUUUAACCGUACCAAACUUGUUCUGAAGUAUACUUAGCCGUACCAAUUCAGACCAGUUAGAUUAGCCAAGCUUGUUCUGCAAGUCUAGCGUAGCCAUACCGACCUAGUUAGGACGAACUUGUUUAGCAACACCAAAAUUGUUCUGAACCUUGUCCAAACCGAUUCCGACCAGUUAGCUUAGCCGAAAUCAUUUUGAGCUUUCAGACCAGCCUGUCAGAAGUAAAAAACACUGUAGCCAUACCAAACUAUUCUCCCUCAAACCUAAACCCUCCGAUUCCAGGUCCCGGCCCCAAAAUGCCAGAUGCUCGGCUGCACGGGCCCAGUCCCCAACGACGGCAGCUACGCCGUCCUCAGCACUGCCGUCGACAACAAGGCCUGCGGUCAGACUUUCGUUCCUCUGAACGGCUGCACCGACAACAAGGGCUACCCGAUGGGCAUGCUGUGCAGCAUUUGCUGCGACUGCGACAACUCUUUCGUCGCCGAGAUGAAGAAGACGUUCGGAUACCGUGAGGGCUUCACCAGCUCCUCCUAA